Molecule: messenger RNA, 3137 nt
Organism: Lytechinus variegatus (green sea urchin)
Lineage: Eukaryota; Metazoa; Echinodermata; Echinoidea; Temnopleuroida; Toxopneustidae
Product: fibropellin-1-like
Exons: 11
Coding region: 188-1690 (500 amino acids)
Biological process (GO): heterophilic cell-cell adhesion; establishment or maintenance of epithelial cell apical/basal polarity
Cellular component (GO): protein-containing complex; plasma membrane
Molecular function (GO): biotin binding; calcium ion binding
Source: RefSeq, a predicted model, not a curated record
AGGGAGUGUCGACAAAUCACAGACCAUUUGAAGUGCAUGGAAAGGGAGACGCGAGAGAAAAAGGUGCGGUCGAUUCUGACGAGUUCACUCGGUAUUCGUACUCCGCGGACUUCGUUUCGUUUGGUCAUUAACAGCAAGCAUCAUUGCUUGUAUUUCUUUCUUUCUGACCAGGUAAGAAGUCAUUAAAAUGCAGUCUGCGAUCCUAGCCGUGGGCGCUUUAGCAUGUCUCCUAGUCGGAGUUUCAGCACAACUCGAUGGAUGUGACUCUGACCCGUGCGCCAGGGGAGUCUGUACACCUUCCCCAGACCAAUACAUAUGCGAGUGUCCGGACAGUGGAAAUCCCCCGUAUUACUACGGAGUCGACUGCGAAGUCGGUAGUUUUUUGACUCUUUGUCCCGGGGGACACGUCUUCGAGAACAACGUAACGCGGUCUUACGAUCAAAUUCCCCACAGCACAAACUGUUUCACCUUAAUUGGCAUCCCGAACGCUGCGUACAUCGAGAUACAAUUCUCAAAGUUUGCCAUCGAAGCGAAUAAGGACGAACUUGCGAUUGGGCCCGGUGUAACUGUGAAUCCAGCGCUCAGCACCACCCUCACCUUUGAUAACAACACUCAACCGUUGAAUGGCGUCGUAAACAUCACGGGAUCAAGGGCAUGGGUUAAUGUCUUUACCGACCCAAGUAUUACGAGCGGCGGCUACACUUACAGAGUGUGGGCAGAAACGUACGACUGCAUCCCCGAUCCAUGCCUGAAUGGCGCUACAUGUGUGGAUCUGAUGAACGAUUUCGAAUGCAUCUGUCCAUCUGGAUAUACUGGCAAGAUAUGUGAUAUCGAGCUUGACUUCUGCGGCAGCAACCCAUGUUUGAACGGUGGCACAUGUACUGCUGACAGCUUUGGAUACGUAUGCGCUUGUGUCGCCGGAUGGACGGGAGUAAGAUGUGAAACAAAUAUCAACGAGUGUGCCAGUGAUCCGUGUCAGAAUGGAGCGACCUGUUUGGAUGGUAUAAACGAGUGGGCAUGUUCGUGUGCAGCUCAGUAUACUGGAGAAAGAUGCGAGACUUCUCUGAACGCAUGCGCAACUGCACCAUGUUACAACGGAGCAACUUGUGUCAACUCUGGUUUGGACUACAUUUGUGAAUGUGUCCCAGGUUUCAUUGGAAAAAAUUGCCAAGAAGAUAUCAACGAGUGUGCUAGUCUUCCUUGUCAGAAUGGAGCUACUUGUCUAAAUGAAGUCAACCGGUAUACCUGCCAGUGUAGACAAGGUUUCACUGGAAUUAACUGUGAAGAAGUCGGUUACUGCGAUUUGGAGGGGCAAUGGUACAAUGAAUGCAAUGAUCGUAUCACCAUCAGUCUUACUUCAACUGGGAUGAUACUUGGUCAUUACUCUAACAACAUCGGACUACUUACCGGCUAUGUAGCCCCGAACGUGAUGGUGGGCUAUGCCAACCAGAACUGCGACUUUCCUUCUUUCGGGUUCGUUGUGUCAACUGACAAUGGAAAGUCUACCACCAGCUGGUCUGGACAGUGCCACCUAUGCGGAGGGGAAGAAGUUCUCUACCUUACCUGGACCAAUACCAUGAGGGUCAGCACCUGUAUGGACAUCAAGACUGCUACACAUAUCGGACAGGACCGAUGGACCCGCUACAGACAGAGCCAGGCUCCUCGUGAAAACAAUGAAAUUGAAGAUUGACUUGAUGUCAGGAAUGAAUAAAUGAAGGAAGGGAAUAUUGUCAGCACGGGGGGGGGGUUCAAGGGCGUCUACCUUAGUUUUUUAACUACUAAGAAAUAGACCCCGAAUAUUGUUUAGUCAUACUGGAUUUGUUCAGAUAAAACCUGACCAGAUUCGUAUAGAAUGAACACUAGUCGCACAAAAUAUCUAGUGCGUUUCACAGAUCGGCCAAUAACACUGAAUUAAUUAAUAUGUUAAGGAUCUAGAUGAAAGAUUCGGUUCGUUUUAGAGUGUUGACUUUAUGCAUACAGAAGAUCUAAACAUGGAAAUAUUUGUUCUUCCAUCUGUGUGUAUUUAACAUAAUGUCUUUUGUAAAUAGAGAUUUGUAGGUUGUGGUUAUUAAGCUAACAUUCAUUCGUCCAUUCAUUUAUUCAUUUCAUUCAUUCAUUCGUUCAUUUCGUUCAUUCAUUCAUUCAAUAAGAGUAACGAGUUACAACUAUAAGAGCAAAUGUUUUACUGUGUACGUUUUAUUCUACCCAGAGUCGAUCAUAUUUGUACUCUACGUGCCCUAUUAAAUUUUGUAAAAAAAACAAAAAAUGCACAAAAUUGGAACUUAGGCAUUUUAGUGUUAAAAGAAAACGGUUCCGGGAUUUUUCUCAAACAAAACAAUUUUACUUGUAUGCUUAUAUUGUUACAGCUGCAUAUCCAGUCCCAAUAUUCUAAGCUAGUCAAUACUGGAGUAAAAUUCUUGUUCUUUUUGUUAUUAUUAAAAUUAUCAUAUAUUCCCUUUCUUCAAAUAGUGUACUGUCUACUUGUAAAUAGUUUUUUUGGGGGGACGGGGAUUACAAACAAAAAUCAAUAUUAGUUUACAUGUUUUUACUUUAUGCACGUCACAGUGCUGAAUAUUUUACUCUUAAAGUUCAUCUUUAUCAUGUUUAUCAUGUUGAUGCAUUUUGCCAUAAUAAUGAUUAUGGGAAGACGAUUUAUCCACUGGCGGAUACAGGGGGGGGGGGGCAAAGCCGGCCCGUACCCCCUUUUAAGAGUCAAAAUUAAAAUUCGUAAUGAAAGAAAUGCCGUUAAAACAGAAGUGUGCCUCCCCCCCGAAAGUGAAGAACAUUUGGGGAGUUCAAUCUCAGACCUACGGAGGAUUUAAUAACAGAGUAAAUGUAUAGCAAUAUCCAUCACAUGACAAAGAACGGCUGGGAGUUCUAUGUCGAAAAUUGGUGAACUCUAUCACCAGUUUCAUCCUAAGUUUCAGAGCUGACGAUAAAUUGCAUAUACGUCUUUUGUUUUUAAUCACUUGUUUAUAAGGAGAAAUGUGUCAUCUUGUAUUUCGGGUCUAAAUUAUACCGACAAGUUUCACUUAAAAAAAAAAUAUACAGUACUAUUUGUGAAUCUUUGGUGGAAAGAAUCAAUAAGCAGUCUUUCAAUGGAAAUAAAGAUAUUUUGUUCUUUCUUGAAAUUUGAA